This is a messenger RNA of Acanthaster planci (crown-of-thorns starfish), 1514 nucleotides long. Its product is annotated as piercer of microtubule wall 2 protein-like. NCBI's taxonomy places the organism in Eukaryota, Metazoa, Echinodermata, Asteroidea, Valvatida, Acanthasteridae. The record is from RefSeq and is a predicted model, not a curated record. Gene Ontology annotation, biological process: axoneme assembly. Gene Ontology annotation, cellular component: axonemal microtubule.
GAGUCGCGUCGGAGACUUCCGGAAACUGACGACUAAACAACGGACACACGGACCGUACCCGGCCCUUAGCUUCACACGCAAAAUACAGCAGCGCAGCAUCAGCACGAACGGCAGAGCAAGAUUUUGUGUUUAUUCGCCACAUCGUACCAGUGAACCGGACUUUCCAAUAAAUAAUGGCAGCUGCUGAGAACAGACUUACCCUUCCUGAGGAGAUGCAGAACCCACCAGCGGAACAGAUGGGUGACAUGCCAGACCCAACUCAAACAGCCCCUGCCGUUAGACCACAGAAAGACCAGACAUCAGACCACUACCGCACCAAUAACAUCCCAGCAAGAUUUGAAAAUCCUGAUUGGUUUGAGGGAUACGGCAGCCAACCUCAGAAUCCCUUGUACAGAACAACUAACAUGACUUACGGCAGUCGUAACCCAACAGUACAUACAAUGCCAACAACCUUCAGGGCAAGAUCACAGAAAUUCUCAGUGCAUCUUCUCACCUGUGGCAUGUACCGUAAUAAAGGUCUGAACACUGCAGAGGACCAGAGCAUAGUCUGAUGAUAACGCACACCUGUUUAUUUACUUAUAAAAUCCCAUUUCUGCCUCACUCAGCACAAUUCAGGAACUCUGCUUUAGACCUAAGUGAUUGUUUUCCUGUCUGCUUUAUCCUUCAAAGUUUUUAGUAAUAAUGCCGAUUUCUUGAGGUGCAGUACCUCUAAUUUCAAGCAGUACAUGUAUGUAAAUGGCGUAAGUCUUCCUUGAGACCAAAAGUUGGCAUUUAUGUCCUCACAUUCAGAAUUGUUUUUAAACGUUAUGCUUCAGCGUAACUGAUUGAGAUUGUUAUAAAGCAACUUUGAACAGGUAGCAAUAAGAUGUGCAUGUGCCAUUUAAAAUAAUAACUGGCAUUCUUGUUGCUGUGUUUACACUGCACUUUGUGCUGAGUUGGGGUUGAAAUAGAAUUCACCAUUGUGUUGUACAAUGUAACGAUUAGAUACUUAAUGAAAUGUACAGAACAAAUAUAAAUGCACUGAACUUUAGGCAGUGUAAAUAUCUCCAUCGUGCAGCACUUCCCCAAUCCUCAAGUUUUGAAAUGAUUGAAGCAUUAAGUUUCAUGGUGGCCAUUGCUCUCACACUUACCACCUAAGACGAUCUGUGACACUUUCUUUUAAAACUAAAGUCACAUGUGUUUGGAAAUAUUUGAUUUUACUGUCAAUAUUCAAUUCUCUUGAAGUAUGGGUCACUCACAUGUUACUUCAUGUAUAGGUUUUUUGAAUGGUUGUGAUAUACAUCUUGGCUAUGAAGUCUUUUUUAUUUAAAAAUUCAAUUUGUUAGCAUUGCCAUUGAAAAGCAAGUUUUUUAAAAAAGGUAAAGGUGAUGGAAAUGUUGGGAAGCAAGGAAAUUUAGCAAUUGUUGCAUAAACAAAGUUGAUUGUUCAACUCCCUCACUGUGUAUUAAUGUUUCCCUUCUGUAGAAUGUAAGUUUGUUAAAUGCAAUAAAAUGGACUUCAGAAAUUUGAAUAUA